AUGUUGAUUCCAAAGGAAGAAAGAACCAAGAUCCACAGAUACUUGUUCCAAGAAGGUGUUGUUGUCGCCAAGAAGGAUUUCAACCAACCAAAGCACGAGGAAAUUGACACCAAGAACUUGUUUGUCAUCAAGGCUUUGCAAUCCUUGACUUCCAAGGGUUACGUUAAGACUCAAUUCUCAUGGCAAUACUACUACUACACCUUGACUGAACAAGGUGUUGAGUACUUGAGAGAAUACUUGCACUUGCCAGAGCACAUUGUUCCAGGUACUUACAUGCAAGACAGAACCCAAACUCAAAGACCACAAAGAAGAUACUAA
This is a messenger RNA of Torulaspora delbrueckii, 318 nucleotides long. RefSeq names its product 40S ribosomal protein eS10 (gene RPS10A). Gene Ontology annotation, cellular component: cytosolic small ribosomal subunit. The transcript has a single exon. Gene Ontology annotation, molecular function: RNA binding; structural constituent of ribosome. NCBI's taxonomy places the organism in Eukaryota, Fungi, Ascomycota, Saccharomycetes, Saccharomycetales, Saccharomycetaceae. The coding region runs from base 1 to 318 and encodes 105 amino acids. The record is from RefSeq and is a predicted model, not a curated record.